CAGGAUUUUGCCUAGUUAUAUAGAGGAAAAAAGGGGACCGGAGGUUCACUUCGAGAGAUCGGAGUUCAAGCCAUCGAGAGUCACCUGUAUUUGGUUUGUUCAAUAAAAAAUAAAAAUAAACUUUAUUGUUUAAAUGUCUAGUAAUAAAAUUCAAUAAAAAUAGACUUUAUUGUCAAAGUGAAAUGGCAAAAAUUAAAAUCGCAAAUAACAAAUAUUAUAAAUACCUAUUUCAGGAUCAAAUCGCAAAAAUUUGCACCCGCAUUAAAAACCAGUUACACGGUAUGUAAUAUGAAAAUGGGACCAGAAUAACUCUUUCAAACAUAUUUGAACAUUGAUUUAGGAUUAUGUUUUUAUUUAAGAGAGGACAGGGAAUAUCCGUAUGUGGCAGCGAUUGAUAUUGGAACCACGUUCUCGGGAUAUGCUUUCUCUAGUCGCACAGAUUUCCUCGAUGAUCCACUUAAAGUAUCCUCACCCCUCUGGCUAGCAGCUAAUUAUAUAUUACAAAAGACGUCAACAUUUAUCCUAUAUGAUCCAGAUGAUAAUUUCAAUUCCUUUGGAUCUCGGGCUGAGAACAAAUAUAUCGAGCUAUUGGAACAAGAACCAGAAGAAGCAGUGAACUGGAAGGCCUUUUACAAUUUCAAGAUGAAGUUGUAUGAGAAAAAUGUUACUUUGGAAAACACAGAACUUCUUUUAGAAGAUGAUCAAGAUCGAAAGAAACCGGCUUUGAUAGUGUUUGCGGAUUGUAUUCGCUCUCUGAAAGAGAACCUAUUCAAUAAACUUCAGGAACAAGGAGUAAACAUUUCGACAGAUCAAGUCCGAUUUAUCUUGACAGUUCCUGCAAUAUGGGAUGACGAAUCGCGUGGUUUUAUGAUAAAUGCAGCCAAUGAGGCUGGAAUUCAGAAAAAACAUCUCCUGCUCUCUUUGGAACCAGAAGCAGCAGCUGUUCUCUGUAAAGAACACCAUGUGGAUGAAUAUCAUAAAUCCGGAUGCCAAGACCUCAUCAAUUUUGACUUUUGUUCCGAGUUUGUUGUAGCUGACUUAGGAGGUGGAACCAUUGACAUCACUACAAACAAGAUUUUGCCUUGUGGAAGUCUGAAAGAGAUAAAGAGCGCCAGAGGAGGUGACUAUGGUGGCUCCAUGGUCGAUAGAGGAUUCUUUGAUUUUUUAAAAGAUUGCAUUGGUAGCAAUUAUGAUGACUUUAUUAGGGAACAUCUGCCUGAAUUCCAUGGCCUGAGACAUGAUUUAGAAAUAAAAAAGAGGCAAACGGGAGAGGUUACUCAGAAAUGUGUAAGCCUUACAAUAGCACCCGCCUUUGAACAAAAGAUUGACAGAUCCAAAAUGAAAGAACACAACGACCGUAUACAAAUUAGAUUUGGAAAAUUGAUGAUUCCGGUCGAGUAUUUUCAAUCCUUUUUCAGGAAACCAAUAGAGGGUAUUUUGAGAUGUCUCGAGGAGGCUGUCACAGAUGAAAUAAAAUCCAUUCUCCUUGUUGGUGGAUUUGCAAAUUCUAAACUAAUUUACCAAGCUGUGAAAGAAAAGUUUCCAAGUAAACAUGUCUAUUGUCCACCUGAUGCCGACCUUUCUGUCCUGAAAGGGGCUGUUAUCUACGGACACAACCCUGAUCUUGUAGCUAGUAGAAUAUGCAGAGUCUGGCUAGGCGUAAUCCCAAAUGAAGAUUUUUCACCUGUGAAAAAGAAAGAUUUCAAAAACAAUUUUUACGCGCUCACACAAAAAGGUCAGCCAAUAACGAUAGACGCCAGAAAUUAUCAUCGUUUUAUCGUGGACGAGAACUGCGACAAGGAAACUUUCCGUUUAACAGUUUUCUCUUCAGAGAGCGAUUGCUUGCCAACUUCAACCUCGGAAGAUUUACAUCACGUUAUUCAUUUUGAUCUACACUUACCAGAACUCAAAGGAGCAGGGAAAAGGAUGAUAGAGUUAGCAAUAAAAUUAAAGGGAACCCAAUUCGAUUUCAAGGCAAGAGUUAAAACCAGAAGCUCUUGGGUGUAACUAUGUAUUCCCUCUGUAACCCCUAAUCUGAAUGAGUCAAUAAUCAAUACUAUCACCUACAUGUAUAUAACAGAAAUUAUUAAGAAAACUAUAAUAUUAUUCAUAUAAAAUAUUCAGUGUAAAAUUUGGUGAUUUAAGUUGGGCAUCGUGACCUUAAUCAUCUACAAAAGGGAUUUUCCAUUUUUAAGUGUGGAAGAACAAUUGUAUGUCAUGUAAAAUCAUAAACCUAUGACUUGAAAAAACUGAAGUGCAAUACGUUGUACAAAUCGGAUCGGAUCCCGCCAGAUGAGGUGACUAUUGGUACCAUGAUUGAUAAGGAAUUUCUAUAAUUUUAUAAAAGAAGAUUGUAUUGGUAGCGAUAUCGAUUAUUACGACUUUAAGAGGGGAAAUCUCUCCGAAUUCAAUGAACUAAGACAAGCUUUAAAAAUAAAAAAAAAUAGGCAAACAGAACGUACGCCUUACUUUAUCACCCAAUUUGGCACACAAAAAAAAUGAUGAAUCGAAAAUGAGGAAGCACAACUACCAUAUAAAAUUCAGUCACGGAAAAUUGCAGAUGCCGAUCGAGUAUUUCUAUUACUUUUUCAAAAAUCCAGUACAAGGUAUAUUGAAAUGCCUCGAAGAAGUUGUCACAGUUGAAAUUCGAUCCAUUCUACUUGUUGGUGGAUUUGCAAAUUCUAAACUAAUUUACCGAGCUGUGAAAGAAAAGUUUCCAAGCAAACAUGUCUAUUGCCCACCCGACACCAAUCUUUCUGUUUUGAAAGG
Molecule: messenger RNA, 2769 nt
Organism: Saccostrea cuccullata (small rock oyster)
Lineage: Eukaryota; Metazoa; Mollusca; Bivalvia; Ostreida; Ostreidae
Product: heat shock 70 kDa protein 12B-like
Exons: 4
Coding region: 643-2007 (454 amino acids)
Molecular function (GO): ATP-dependent protein folding chaperone; ATP binding
Source: RefSeq, a predicted model, not a curated record